Messenger RNA from Sitophilus oryzae (rice weevil), 2254 nucleotides. RefSeq names its product cytochrome P450 6k1-like. Lineage: Eukaryota; Metazoa; Arthropoda; Insecta; Coleoptera; Curculionidae. Gene Ontology annotation, molecular function: heme binding; monooxygenase activity; iron ion binding. Bases 607 to 2097 code for a protein of 496 amino acids. The transcript is spliced from 7 exons. The record is from RefSeq and is a predicted model, not a curated record.
CGGUAUAGGUAAAAUAAGCAUUGUACUUUAAAUAAAACUAAAACUUGGCCCAAAAAGUUAUACAGGGUGUUAUAAUAGAGUGUGGUUAUAAACAAAAACGCAUAAUCUACCCCUGCGGUAAAUAGCUGAUUACCCACGGUAGGCAAAACAUACGGAGCUGUCAUCAUAGCAACUGUCAAAUACAAGCAAACCUUUACUAUUUUACUCCCAAUGAAUAAUUUGCUCGUAUUUUUGAGCGUAGAUAAAUAUUAUUGACUCAAUUCAUCACAUUUAAAAAUGCUAUUGAAACAAUUCAACAAAUUAGUCUUCUAUUACAAAAAUGAGUUUAUUGAAAGCGUAGUGGGCCAUAUCUAUUUUUAUAUCUUUUAUAAAAUAAAAAAAUACUGAAAAAUAAUCUAUAGAAAUAUACUUAUAAUAAUUCAUACACUAGAAAAGGAUUAUAACGUGAAACAAAAUUAAAUUUAACCAGAACUGAUAAAAAUGAUGAAUUACUUUCAUAAUCUAUAAUUCUAUUUUCUAAAAUCAAAAAUUAAAGAUUUAUUCUAAAUAUACAGAUGUUCUAAGUCCAGCACGAUCAGAAACGAAACCUAAAAUAUUUAUUUCAGAAUGUUUACAGUUUGCACAUUUAUAUUACUAUGUUUAGCAUAUAUUUUAACAUAUAUGUAUUUGAAGAAGAAGUUCCAGUAUUGGCAAGAUCGAAAUGUAGCUUUUGUGGCCCCAAAUAUGAUCUUGGGCAACUUGUACUCCCUUCUCUCUUUAAAGAGAAGUCCUGGUCACUGGCUGAUGGACCACUACAAACGCUUCGGCACUAAUUAUUUUGGAUUAUUCGCAUUCACGAAACCUAUUUUAGUUAUUAAAUCACCAAAGAUAAUAAAGGAUAUUCUCAUAAAAGACUUCUCAUAUUUCGACAACAGAACGGCCACUGUUAGCACACAUGACAAAAUAAUGUCCAAUAUGCUUUUUACCAAGCAAAACCCAGCAUGGAAAAAGGUUCGAUCAAAAGUGACCCCGUUGUUUUCAUCCGGCAAACUGAGACUCAUGUUUACGCCAAUAUUGGCCCAAGCUGAACACAUGGUCCGCAACGUUCGGCUAUUAGUCAGCUGCCAGGAAUCGAUCGAAAUAAAGGAGAUAUGCACGAAAUAUUCCACGAACGUUAUCGCCAAAUGUGCAUUUUCAGUCGAUGCGAGAACAUUCGAAAACGAUAAAGCAGAAUUUAGAGAAAUUGGAAGAUGUCUUUUUGAUUCACGCUUAGAAAAUCGUCUCAGGUUUUUUGCAGCAAGAUUUUUACCAAGUCUUGUAAAAUCUUUCAAUAUAUUCCUUGUGAGGCCUACUGUCAGUGAAACAUUAAGAAAUAUUUUCACUACGAUAUUCGACGUUAGGAAAAAAUCACGAAAGUCAAAAGAUAACGAUUUGAUUGACAUAUUACUUCGAAUUGAGGAUUAUCACAAAGAUGAUAAGGAUUUUGGAGCAGAAAGUCUGCUGGGUGCAGCGGUUAACUUUUUUGCCGCCGGCUUUGAAACUGUAGCGACGACAAUGGCCUUUGUUCUGUACGAACUUUGUAUAGCUCCGGAGAUCCAGACAAAACUGCGCGACGAGAUCGCAUCGAACGUCGAGAAGAAUAGAGGAUUAGUUUACGAGAACAUGAACGAAAUGAAAUACCUUGAUAUGGUUGUUUGUGAAACUCUACGAAAAUAUCCUGUUUUGCCAUUCUUGGACCGAAUGUGUAAUUCCGCUUACAAAAUCCCUAAUACCGAUUUAGUAGUGGAGCAAGGGACGGUAGUGUAUGUUCCGCUGUUCGGUCUCCAUUAUGACGAAAUUUAUUUUCCUAAUCCGGAGAAAUUUAUCCCGGAGAGAUUCGAACACAAAUGUGAGAUUAAUAACGAUGGACUGUAUUAUCUUCCAUUUGGAGAGGGGCCUAGAAACUGCAUCGGAACAAGAUUUGGACUAAUGACUUUAAAAAUAGGAAUUAUACAGAUGUUACUGAAUUUUGAGCUUAAACUUUCGGCCAAUACUCCAAUACCUCUAAUAUAUGACCCAAAAGCAAUUAUAGUCUCUUCCAAAGUUGGCCUACCAAUGAAAGUCUUGCCUUUAAAUUGAUGACGAACAAAUUUUAUUACACUUGUAUUCUUUACAUAUAGGUAUGCUAGUUUUUGUAUCAUUUGUAUUAUAUUUUAUACAAAAAAAAUAUAUUUAAUAAAUUACGUCUAUUAUUUAAAACAUUUUUUAAAGUUGCAUUAUUUUAUUUGUUGUUAUU